UUCUGCUAGUUUGGAUGCAAACCAGUCUUCCAAGCCUGGCCAGACUUCUUUAGUCGCUCCCAAACUUCCACCUGAACUGAUGGCAGCCAGAUUCCCUUUUGAAGCCCCUCUGGCUGGAGGCUGUUUCUGGGCUGCAUUAUAGCAAGGAGACACACACACACACCGGCUUUGCUGCCUACCCUGGGUGCUUCUCCACCUUUCCUGGCUCAAACAGCAUUCCGGCAUCCAGCACCAAAUUCCAUUCCAGCACCUGAUGAAGUCAUCCCCUCCCACUGCUUGGCUUCCUUCCAAGGGCCCACGCCAUGGCAUGGGGGUCUCUGACGAUCCCAGCGGCUUCUUCCCUUAGAGUCCCCACCAGAGAGGACAGGGCAAAGGCGUGGCAUGCCCAGCGGGGGGCCAGAGAAGAACCCCAGCAUGGAGCCGGCCGCCACGACACCAUUCCGUGUCACGGGGUUCCUGAGCCGCCGGCUAAAAGGCUCCAUCAAAAGGACAAAGAGCCAACCCAAGCUUGAGAGAAACAGCAGCUUCCGGCACAUUCUGCCUGGCUUCAAGAGCGUGGACAAUGAGAGAUCCCAUCUAAUGCCAAGGCUGAAGGAAUCUCGCUCCCACGAGUCACUGCUCAGUCCAAGUAGCGCGGUGGAGGCCCUGGAUCUCAGCAUGGAGGAGGAAGUGGUCAUUAAGCCCGUGCAUAGCAGCAUCCUGGGGCAAGAUUAUUGCUUUGAGGUGACGACAACGUCUGGAAGCAAGUGCUUUUCCUGCCGGUCUGCUGCAGAGCGGGACAAGUGGAUGGAGAAUCUGCGGCGUGCCGUGCACCCGAACAAGGACAACAGCAGGCGAGUAGAGAACAUGCUCAAACUGUGGAUUAUCGAAGCCAAAGACUUGCCGGCGAAGAAGAAGUAUUUGUGCGAACUCUGCUUGGACGAUGUUCUCUAUGCGCGGACGACGUGCAAGUUGAAAACGGACAAUGUCUUUUGGGGGGAGCACUUUGAGUUCAACAACCUCCCGUCCCUGCGGAGCAUCACGGUGCACUUGUACAAGGAGACAGACAAGAAGAAGAAAAAAGACAAAACCAAUUUCAUAGGGCUGGUCAACAUCCCGGCGGGCUCCGUCACGGGGCGGCAGUUUGUGGAGAAGUGGUACCCCGUGGCAACGCCCAACCCCAGCAAGGGCAAAUCCGGGGGGCCCAUGAUCCGCAUCAAGUCGCGCUACCAAAGCAUGAGCAUCUUGCCCAUGGAAAUGUACAAGGAGUUUGCCGAGUACAUCACCAACAACUACUUGGUGCUCUGCUCCAUCUUGGAGCCGGUCCUGAGUGUGAAGAACAAGGAGGAGAUGGCCUCGGCGCUGGUCCACAUCCUGCAGAGCACAGGAAAGGCCAAGGAUUUCUUGACUGAUCUCAUGAUGUCUGAGGUGGACCGCUGUGGCGAAAACGAGCACCUUAUCUUCCGGGAGAACACCCUCGCCACCAAAGCGAUUGAGGAGUACCUGAAACUGGUGGGCCAGAAGUACUUGCAAGAUGCCUUAGGGGAGUUCAUAAAGGCACUGUACGAAUCGGACGAAAACUGCGAGGUGGAUCCCAGCAAAUGCUCAUCUUCGGAUCUCCUAGAACAUCAGAGCAACCUGAAGAUGUGCUGCGAACUGGCGUUCUGCAAGAUCAUUAACUCGUACUGUGUCUUCCCGAGGGAGCUGAAGGAAGUCUUCGCCUCGUGGCGCCAGGAAUGCAGCAACCGUGGCCGCCCGGACAUCAGCGAGCGCCUUAUCAGUGCCUCCCUCUUCCUCCGCUUCCUGUGCCCAGCCAUCAUGUCGCCCUCCCUGUUUAGCCUUCUCCAGGGGUACCCUGAUGAUCGCACAGCCCGCACGCUGACCCUCAUCGCCAAGGUCACGCAGAACCUGGCCAACUUUGCAAAGUUUGGCAGCAAAGAAGAGUACAUGUCCUUCAUGAACCAGUUCCUGGAACACGAAUGGACCAACAUGCAGCGGUUUCUGUUGGAGAUCUCCAAUCCGGAGACGCUUUCAAACACCGCCGGCUUUGAAGGCUACAUCGACCUGGGCCGGGAGCUGUCCACCUUACACUGUCUCCUCUGGGAGGUUGUGACUCAGCUGGACCAGAGCACGGCGGCAAAACUUGGGCCAUUGCCACGCAUUCUGAGGGAUGUCAACGCAGCCCUCAGCAACUCGUCCUGCGUGCAAGUCUCAGUCAUGGCAGAUCACGCCGCAUCAACGCCAAACGCCGGCAACAGCAUCUCCAUGGGGCUGCAGAAGAUGGUGAUUGAGAACGAGUUAUCUGGUCUGAUAGAUUUCACACGGUUACCGUCUCCAACCCCUGAAAACAAGGACUUGUUUUUUGUCACAAGGUCUGCGGGGGCCCAGCCCUCGCCUGCCCGGAGCUCCAGUUACUCGGAGGCCAAUGAGCCCGACGUCCAGAUGUCCAAUGGCAACAAAAGCCUCUCCAUGGUGGACUUGCAAGACAAUCGGAUUUUGGACAGUGGGGCCGCCAUACCGGGGCCGGCCGACCCGCUCAACGACUGCCAGUCCUCUGUCGGGCAGGUCCCAGGCGCCUGGAGCGCACGAACUCAGAACAGCGUGGCCGCCAUGGCCACCGUGCGCAGAGCAGGCCAGACGCCGACGACGCCCAAUGCCGAGAGUGCCCCUGGCCGGCCCCAGCUCUUGGCACCCCUCUCCUUCCAGAACCCGGUCUACCAGAUGGCAGCAGGACUGCCCCUCUCGCCCCGGGGCCUGGCGGACUCUGGCUCCGAGUGCCACAGCUCGCUCAGCUCCCACAGCAAUAGCGAGGAGUUGGUGGCAGCCGGCAAGCACAGCUUUGGCAACCCCACCGUCGCCACCGCCACCGAGGACUUCAACCGGCGGGCAGGGGAACUGGCGCGCCGGCAGCUCUCGCUAACAGACAAGGCCGGGCAACCGACCAUGCCCCGGCAGAACAGUGGUGGCCCCCAGAGGCGGAUAGACCAGCCACCGCCCCCUCCACCACCCCCUCCCAUCACGCGGGGCCGGACGCCGCCCUCCUUGCUUAACACCAUGCAGUACCCGCGCCCCUCCAGCGGAGGGAUGCUCUCCUCCUCACCCGACUGGCCAGGCAGUGGGGCGCGACUCCGGCAGCAGUCCUCCUCCAAGGGCGACAGCCCGGAGAUGAAGCAGCGCACAGUGCACAAGCAGGCCCCUUCUCCUGUGAAUCCCAAUGCCCUGGACCGCACAGCCGCUUGGCUUUUGAAUAUGAACGUGCAAUUUUUAGAAGAGGAGAGCAGUGACCCAGAACCAAAGCACAGGGAUAAGAUCCGGAGUAAAGACGAGUUCAGCCAAGGGGAAAAGCAGUAUCAGCAAGAUGUGGUGGUGCUCCAGGACAAGCUGCGCAUCUCCAACAAGAAGCUGGAGGAAUAUGAAGCCCGCUUCAAGUGCCAGGAGGAGACCACCCAGAAGCUGAUGCUGGAAUAUCAGGCCCGGCUGGAAGAGAGUGAGGAGCGGCUCCGCCGGCAGCAGGAAGACAAGGAGAUCCAGAUGAAGGGCAUCAUCAGCAGGCUGAUGUCAGUGGAGGAGGAGCUGAAAAAAGAUCACGCAGAAAUGCAGGCAGCUGUGGAUUCCAAGCAGAAGAUCAUAGAUGCACAGGAGAAGCGCAUCGCCUCCCUGGACGCAGCCAAUGCCCGGCUGAUGAGCGCCCUCACCCAGCUGAAAGAGAGGUACAGCUCGCAGACCCGUAAUGGGAUCUCCCCCACAAACCCAACCAAAUUGCAGAUCACUGAGAACGGCGAAUUCCGAAACAGCGGCAAUUGUUAAACCUGGUGGGAGUGGCCUGCUGCAGGAGAUUGAGAGAGAGAGGAGAGAGAGAGGAGAGCCUGUUCAGAGAGAGAGAGAGCGCACAGGAGCAAGGUGGAGGGGUGAACCCCAUUGUUGCAGGGAUGCUUGCUGCUUCCCACCCCACCAGCCCUCCCCAAGCGGGGAAGGAAAGAGAGAACCCACAGUCCUCUUCACCAAAGAUGGCACACCGGAAAUACAUGGCUGUCCCCGAGUUCGAGGGGCGGGGAGACUGCGGAGGUCGUCACCCAUGUGAAGCAGAAAGGGGCUCCGUCGCCGGUUAACGCCUUUAAGCAGCAACACAAAAAAGGAGCGGGGAAAGCAACCACCCCCUUUUCUACUCCAGCUGUCCGAGGGGAGUGUGUUAAAACCUGGGCCAAGGCACGAGCUAAGCAGGACUCCCAUGAGAGGUUGCAGGAUGAAGCCUCCCCCACCCCUCCCAACCUCCCAGCACUUGCGCAGCUGCAGCGCUGGGGAGCCCUGCCCUGCCCUGCCGGCUUGUUCUCGCUAGCUGGGUUUGGCCACCUUCCAUCUUCCCGUUUCCAUCUCUGCUAUGGACUUUGUCCUGGUCUCUGUCCCCCAGGGUUCAACAGUUCCCUAGGAGGGCACAGACUGUGAUGGAUGCAAGAGAGUUCCCCACCUCUUCCCCAAACUGCAAGAUAUGCUUCCUCUGUAGAAACAGUCAGGGCAUUAUGCACUGGCAGGAAUUCCACAUGUGCAUCAGGGGGUGCCCUGAAAUCAGAGCCUCCACACAAGGAGGUGUCAUCCUCACAGUGGAGUUGAGAGGUUUGCUGUGUCUUCUGCAGUAGCCAAGGAUAAGGGCCCGUACCUCCUCGAGGAGCACCUGUUUUGCAUGCAGAAGGUCCCAGGGGCGACUCUUGGCAACUCCAAUUAAAAGGCUCAGGGAUCAGGAGAUCAUAGAAUCAUAGAAUAGUAGAGUUGGAAGGGGCCUAUAAGGCCAUCAAGUCCAACCCCCUGCUCAAUGCAGGAAUCCAAAUCAAAGCAUUCCUGACAGAUGGCUGUCCAGCUGCCUCUUGAAUGUCUCCAGUGUCGGAGAGCCCACUACCUCUCUAGGUCAUUGGUUCCAUUGUCGUAUGGCUCUAACAGGAAGUUUUUCCUGAUGUUCAGUCGAAAUCUGGCUUCCUGCAACUUGAGCCCAUUAUUCUGCGUCCUGCACUCUGGGACGAUCGAGAAGAGAUCCCGGCCCUCCUCUGUGUGACAACCUUUCAUGUACUUGAAGAGUGCAUUCAUAUCUCCCCUCAGUCUUCUCAUCUCCAGGCUAAACAUGCCCAGAUGGGGAAAGACUAGAAGUUAGUGCAGAGCUCCGACUGUGUAGGUGCCGUCCCCCAAUGGCAACUCCACUUGAAAAGGGUCUUUGCCAGAGACCCCAGGGAGCAAUUCUGAUCUAAGGCAGCUUAAGGAUGGCGUCUCUACCAUGCUGGACUUUUGGGGGCCUCUCUACCAUGCUGGAGACAAGGGCCACGCUGAGCUAGGUUCUUCCCCUCUCUCACACACACACAGACACAGUCUCAUGUACCAGCAUUUACUCACCAGCAUGUCUGCCAGAGAGUACACCGUACCUCCUGCUGGCUAAACUGGCCUUGUCUUGCACUUGCCCCCAUCUGGAGAAGUAGCCACUCCUUUCUCCUCCUCCCCCCUCUUUUGAUAAAUUAUCCUUAACUUUAAAAAAUGGGAGUGCAUCAAGGGCAGCGCUAACUUUCGGAGAAAUGCCACACUCCAAAAGUUGCAGGCCGGCACUAUAAAGCCUUUAGGAUUGCAGUCCACGCCAGUGUCGACCACACAAGGGGAGGCCACAUCUCGCCCAAGUCUCGGUGUUGACUCUGCUAGGCAGGCUUCUGUUGGAUGGCUUUUUGGCCCAAGGCUGUCGGUAUGAAUAUCAACAUGGAAGCGAAGACUGGGAGGCUGGGAGGUGGCAAAGAUUCACCACUUUUCAGUGUUAGGUGCGAAGCUCCUUCGUCACCAUUCUCCCACUUGGAACGGAGCGUUCUGCAGCCUCAGAUGAUCAACACAGCCAACAUCAGUGGGAUUUAUGGGGAUGGGCCGUAGCUCAGUGGUAGAGCACCUGGUUUGCAUGCAAGAGGUCCCAGGUUCAGUCCCUGGCAACUCCAGUAAAAGCAGGCUCAGGUGAUGGGGGAGCACCAUUUGUUCUUAGCUGUCUUCAGAGGAAGCCAGUCCGCCAUUCUUGCCAAAGGUUAAGGGUGCAGGAGCAGAUGUGUAGACUCCCAGAGGAUCCCAAGCGUAGGCAGAGUCUGGUGUAAUGUAGAAUUUCGAUGAAUCCCAGCACUGCUAAUGCCCCAGCCUUCUCUCCUGUGGCCAAAUGGGGAGAUCAAGGCAAUCCCUGUGUCGUUGAUGAUGCCAAGAAAAAACCAGCCCUCUCUACAGAUGUGCCACAGUCCGGCUUCCAGUUCCCUGCAUCCUGCCAAAUCCAUCCUUAAUGAGGUGGGGGGCAGGGAACAUUUGAAAUGGGGCGCGUUCCCCAACACACACACACACACACACAGAGAGAUUUCCUGUCUAGUUUAGCUUUUGGAAGGUUUGACAGGGCUGCAUUCUGAGAAUUCUUGGUGUCGACGCUAUUGCUGCUACUAACAACCAAGCAACAGGAGGAAGAGGAGGAAGGAGAAGAGGAGGAGGAGGAGGAGGAGGCGGGGUUAAACACCGGCUGCCCGGAAGCAUGAAGAUCAAUAACUGUUAUCUCUUUUCCUCCACAGUCUGCGUUAGGAAUAAAAACAGUCAAACCCCCCAAA
Molecule: messenger RNA, 6572 nt
Organism: Rhineura floridana
Lineage: Eukaryota; Metazoa; Chordata; Lepidosauria; Squamata; Rhineuridae
Gene: DAB2IP
Product: DAB2 interacting protein
Exons: 16
Coding region: 382-3786 (1134 amino acids)
Biological process (GO): regulation of GTPase activity
Source: RefSeq, a predicted model, not a curated record